AUCCGCGAGAGCCACGCACGACAGUUGUCGGCUGGCGCGCGCUCCAUCCGCACACGCACACACGGAUUCGUGCAUCUCCUAUGCUUUUUUAUUGUCGCUCGCGUGGCGAUGUCAUGAUGUAGUCGUUCGACGACGAAGACGGCCCAAGCAAACAGGAGGAGAGAGGCAGAUAUCGAGAGCGAAUCCACGGUAUAAGAAGUGUCGGCGAGUCGGGAAGGAUGGGUCGUAGCAGCAGAGCAGCCGCGCGCCACGGAGCUGCAGCUGCCGAUCAUCUCGCCACGCUGAUCAGCCGCGCCGAUGAGAUGCUGCGCGCCGCCAGACACAAGCUCGGCAACUGGCACAAUGGCAUCGCGCGCGGCAGAGCCGUCGCCACCGCCAACACGCCCGAGAAGCCGACGAUCGCGUUGCCCGAGAGCGCCGAGGUCGUCAUCGUUGGUGGCGGAGUGUCGGGCUGCAGCGCCUUGUACGAGCUAUCGAAGCGAGGCGUUCGAGCGGUGCUGCUCGAGCGGUCGAAGCUGAGCUCGGGCACGACGUGGCACAGCAACGGCCUGGCCUGGAGCCUGCGCCCGUGCGAGACGGAGAUCGAGCUGCUGCGCGCCACCCAGGCCCAGCUGGCCGAGCUCGAGCGCGAGACCGGCGAGAGCGCCGGCUGGAGCAACAACGGCGGCCUGUUCAUCGCGCACAGAGAGAGCCGCAUGCAGGAGUACCGGCGGCUCGUCGACGCGGGCCGGGCGUUCGGGAUCGAGGCGAGGCUGCUGAGCGCCGCCGAGGCCGCGGAGCUCUGCCCGCUGCUCGACGAGCGCGCCUUCGUCGGCGCGAUCCACUCGCCGCGGGACGGCGCGAUCGAGCCCGCGAGCAUGAUCGCCGCGCUGGCCAGGUGCGCGAGGAGCCGCGGCGCGCAGAUAUUCGAGGAGUGCCCGGUGACGCGGGUGCUCACCGACGAGAAGACCUUCGGCUCGAAGCAGGUGACCGGCGUGGAGACGGACCGCGGCCUCAUCCGCACCGGCUGCGUGCUGAACGCGAGCGGCGCCUGGGCGCGGCAGGUCGCGCGCAUGGUCAAGCUGGACAUCCCGCUGACGCCGAUGAAGCACGCCUACGUGGUGACGGAGCCGCUGGCGCGCGCGCGCGGCAUGCCCAACGUGCGCGACCACGACCUGAGCGUCUGCCUGAAGGCGCAGGGCGGCUCGCUGAGCGUCGGCGGCUACGAGCUCAACCCCAUCGUGCUGCGGAGUGUCGCCCAGGACUUCUCCUUUGGGCUGUACGAGCUCGACUGGAGCGUGUUCGGCGCGCUCAUGCGGGCGGCGAGCAGCCUCGUGCCGGAGCUGGCCGGAGUCGGCGUCCGGUCCACGGUCUGCGGCCCCGAGAGCUUCACCCCCGACCACCGGCCGAUCUUGGGCGAGGACCCGCGCUGCGCCGGCUUCUUCUACUCGUGCGGCUACAACAGCGCCGGCGUGAUGCUCGCCGGCGGCUGCGGCGCGCGCGUGGCCGAGUGGAUCGUGCACGGCCGGCCCGGCAGGCACAUGUUCUCGCACGACGUGCGCCGGUUCACGCCCGAGCAGACGCGCGACGUGGUCUGGGCGACCGAGCGCAGCCACGAGGCCUACGUCAAGAGCUACGCCAUCGUGUUCCCGCACGACCAGCCGCUCGCGGGCAGGAACUUCCGGACCGGGCCCUUCCACGAGCUGCUGGUGGGCGCCGGAGCCGUGAUGGAGGAGCGCCAGGGCUGGGAGCGGCCGGGCUGGUUCCUGCGCCAGGGCACGGCCCCGGUGCCGGCCUACGACUACUACGGCAGCUACGGCACGGCCCGCAACCGGGAGUGCCGGUACACCGAGCUGCUGCGCCAGGAGGCCAGCUUCGACUUCCCCGCGCACUUCGACCACAUCCGCGAGGAGGCGCUGGCCUGCCGCGGCAACGCGGCCCUCUUCGACGCCUCGUACCUGGGCAAGUUCUACCUGUGCGGCCCGGACGCGCAGAAGGCCGCGGACUUCCUCUUCACCGGCUGCACCGACGCGGAGGUCGACCGCACCGUCUACACCUGCAUGCUGAACAAGCGCGGCGGCACCGAGGCCGACUGCACCAUCACCUGGAUCCUGCCCGGCUCCAGCGGCGUCGUCGAUCCCAUUUUCAAGGGCAAGGCCCUGUACGUCGUGUCCGCCGGCCUGUCGGCCUACCACGCCUGGGCGCACAUCCGCCGCAUCGUCGCGGACAAGGGCUUCAACGUGAGCUUUCACAACGCCACCGACCAGAUGGGCGUCCUGUCGCUGCAGGGCCCCAACAGCGCCAAGAUCCUGCAGAACCUCGUGGACGCGGACCUCGCCGGCGACGACUUCCCGUUCUCCAGCUCCAAGCUCGUGCGGGCCAACGGCAAGCUCGUGCGCGCUUUCAGAAUCAGCUUCGUCGGCGAGCUGGGCUACGAGCUGCACAUCCCCAUUCACCACUGCGAGAAGGUCUUCCGGGGCAUCGUCGAGCUCGGCAAGCCGUGGCGCCUCAAGCUGGCCGGCUACCGCGCGCUCUACAGCCUCAGCUGCGAGAAGGGAUUUCACCUGUGGAACUCCGAUCUGAGGUCCGACGACAAUCCGAUCGAGGCCAAUUUGGGCUUCACCUGCAGGAAGGACGGCAAGUAUUUGGGCAGCGACGCCGUCGACAAUUUGCGCAAAAACGGCGUCAAGAGGAAAUUGGUCUCUCUGCACGUCAAGCAUCAAGUGCCUAUGUGGGGCCUGGAAACGGUCUAUAGAAAUGGAGAGAUCGUUGGAUACCUGACAAGAGCCGAAUACGCCCACACCUUCGGUUACAGUAUUGGACACUCGUACAUCAAGCAUCCGCAAGAUCAAAUUUUAACCAAUGAGUUUCUGCAGUCUGGCGAAUACCAAGUGCAAAUAAUGGGCAAAAUGUAUCCGGCUCAGAUGUAUUUGAAGAGUCCGUUCGAUCCUCACAACAAAAGGCUGCUCAACGAGUACGAUCAGUUGUAGAGCUCAUCUUUCGCGAUAUCGCUUUUUCCGAAUUACCCUUUGACGAUUCUACUUUUGCAAUUCGCACGGCCAAUUUAUACGAACCACGUUUUUUAAUGCGAACACUGUGAUUUUUUUUACUUCGUGCUUCCUUUCAAGGUAGUCAUUGCCUUUUUAUCGACCUAUGCCUGCAUACGCCGUUUUUACAUUUCGCAGUACAAAUACUGACAAAAAAGAUAAGCUCUCUAACAAUGUCUUUACUCUCGAGAAAAUGUAGAAUUAUAAUGUGGCAUUGGUAAAAUAAACGUAAAAUAACCGAACCAUAUUUU
Messenger RNA from Phymastichus coffea, 3277 nucleotides. RefSeq names its product sarcosine dehydrogenase, mitochondrial-like. The transcript has 13 exons. The record is from RefSeq and is a predicted model, not a curated record. NCBI's taxonomy places the organism in Eukaryota, Metazoa, Arthropoda, Insecta, Hymenoptera, Eulophidae. Gene Ontology annotation, molecular function: protein binding; sarcosine dehydrogenase activity. Gene Ontology annotation, cellular component: mitochondrion; cytoplasm; mitochondrial matrix. Bases 219 to 2969 code for a protein of 916 amino acids.